Molecule: messenger RNA, 865 nt
Organism: Plodia interpunctella (Indianmeal moth)
Lineage: Eukaryota; Metazoa; Arthropoda; Insecta; Lepidoptera; Pyralidae
Exons: 8
Coding region: 77-850 (257 amino acids)
Source: RefSeq, a predicted model, not a curated record
GUAUAUAAUGUAGGGGAAGUAGAAGGUUACGUAUAGUCAAGUGUUUACUUGCUACUUUGGUCAAAUACCGGCCAAGAUGCAUACUUUCCCAACCACCUUAUGGAUCUGCGCGCUCAGUAUUCUGAGUGUCAAGGCAGCACCCAACCAAUUAGUAAACAACGCUGCCUAUUACGAAAACAACGUAGCGAACCACCAAAACAACGCAGCACGUUACGAAAACGUUGCAGCAAACCUACAGAACAAUGUUGCAGUCCAAAACAAUUUAAACUCUCGUAACAACGCAGUCAACUACCAAAAUAACGUCGAAAACAACCAAAACGCUGCAAACUACCGCAAUGUCGCUGCAAAUUACCAGAACGCAGCGCGUGAAGCAGAGUUGCAACAAAGGGUCGCAGAACAAAGGGCCGUUGCUGCUAACAGCAACGAAGCUCUUCAGUACCAGAAUGCAGUGCGUGAAGCAGAGUUGCAACAGAGGGUCGCUGAACAAAGGGUCGCUGCUGCAAACAACCAGAUUUACGAGAACAAUUACCAGAGGGCACCAGAAAAUGUUGUUACAGUGAACAACGAAGCUGGAAGAUACACCAACGUAGCAGAUCUCGCUAGAAACAGUUACCAAAAUAAUUACCCACAAGUUCAGCCAGUGCAGGCUGUACAACCGGUGCAAAAUGUACAAACGUUACAGAAAGUCAACGCUUACCCGGUCAACGAACAGGUCAACACUGUGUCAAGCCCAAGGAUCAUUGAAGUCCCUCUUGUCAAUAACUUUGCAGAAUAUGAUGUUAGAACGCAUCAAACAGUUGAAAAUGAUAGGACUGUUGUAAACGUGCAGGUAUUACCACUUGGUAAGUAGAUUACAAUAGUUUAA